AUGUCGUCCACUGACGUCGAUAAGCUCGAAUUGGGCAUCACCGAAGAUAUCACCCAUCUCUCGAUUCAAGGUCACUUCGCCAACGCCAAUCAUCCUUCUCCACCCGUCGCCGCCCCGCCUCCUGCUAAUGGCUCCGUUCUGGGUCUCUUCUCCUUCGGUUCUACAUGUAUCGUCCUUUCUCUAUACAACGCCCAGGCCAGCGGAAUCACCAUCCCCAACGCUGUAGUCGGCAUGGCUUUAUUCGUUGGCGGCGUAUCCCAGUUUACCGGUGGAAUUAUCGAAUUUUGUCGCAGGAGCACGUUCACGGGAUCAGUGUUCUGUAUCUAUGGAACCUUCUGGCUGUCAUAUGCAGCCGUCCUGCUUCCUGGAACUGGCAUUGCCUCUGCAUAUAAUGGUGAGGAAAACAUGCUUGGCGAUGCCCUCGAUAUCUACCUCAUCGUAUGGGCCAUCAUCACCGUCAUGUUCUUGAUUGUCGCGCUCCGGAAAACUGUGGCUUUGAUUACCGUAUUGGCAGCCCUUGUUGUAACCUUCCUCCUGCUCGCUAUAGCCGAGUUCACAGGACGUUCAGCUUUUGCAAAGGCAGGAGGGAUUGUCGGUGUCAUCCCCGGAUUUGGUGCACUUUACAUCGGUCUUGCAGACCUAUUGGCUGCAGACCCUUUCCCACCUUUUCUCUUACCUCAGGGGGAUUUCAAGCAUUAA
Messenger RNA from Guyanagaster necrorhizus, 699 nucleotides. RefSeq lists its product as uncharacterized. Gene Ontology annotation, cellular component: plasma membrane. The transcript is spliced from 5 exons. NCBI's taxonomy places the organism in Eukaryota, Fungi, Basidiomycota, Agaricomycetes, Agaricales, Physalacriaceae. Gene Ontology annotation, molecular function: acetate transmembrane transporter activity. Bases 1 to 699 code for a protein of 232 amino acids. The record is from RefSeq and is a predicted model, not a curated record.